Actinia tenebrosa (Australian red waratah sea anemone) is the source of this 1841-nucleotide messenger RNA. RefSeq names its product monocarboxylate transporter 12. Gene Ontology annotation, biological process: transmembrane transport. Gene Ontology annotation, molecular function: transmembrane transporter activity. Lineage: Eukaryota; Metazoa; Cnidaria; Anthozoa; Actiniaria; Actiniidae. The record is from RefSeq and is a predicted model, not a curated record.
AUGAGAAAUAACCUCUCCUGUUGUCAUGGUUUUCAUCCUUCGUAUUGAGUGCAGGGUAUUAGACGCCUGAAGAAGACAGAAAUUCACUAAGAUUGCAAACAUCGAUGAAGUAAAAACCGAGCUAAGUACAAAAAGGAGACAGAGAGAAAACAAUUAAUUAUAUAAAGAUGAGGAUACGAUGCUUUAGUUCUGUCCACUGUCCCCGGACACGAGACAGCGCGUGGUCCUGGUUGGUGUGCUUUUCAGGGUGUCUCUCGUUUGCUUUAGUGUUUGGAAUGCUACAGUGCUAUGCUGUUGUUAUGCCUGUGUUUAAUGGACCACUUCAAGGAAAGCAGAGAGAAAACUGCUUGGGGAGGAUCCAUUGCAGGAGGACUUGUUUUCUUUUGCGUGCCGCUGUCCACUAUGGUCAUGACUCGCCUCAAAAUCCGUUUCAGUGCAAUACUUGGAAUUCUAAUGUGCAUAACAAGCCUCGUGGCCACUUCAUUCACUACAAACAUUAUACAACUCUUCUUUUCGUAUAGUAUUCUCUACGGACUGGGCAUGUCAUUAGUUUUUACUUCGUGUAUAUUCGCCUCGACGAAGUACUUCGACAAGAGACAAGCUAUUGCCAUUGGUAUCGUUACUGGAGGUACUAAUAUAGGAGUAUUGUCACUUGGACCUAUUGUCCAGUUGCUGAUAGAUUUGUAUGGCUUCAGGACGAUGUACAGGAUCAUGGCUGGUUCGUUUGUACUACCAUUACUUGCUGUUUGCAGCUUUGAUCCUAAUGUCGAAGACCCAGUAGAUAAAGAAAAGCAAUUCAGAGAAAAUGAAGACCCAGUAGACGAAGAAAGAGAGCACAGAGGCAAUGAAGACCAACCAGGUGAUCAUGAAUGGAACUGGUCGAUGGUGCUGGAGAUAUUCAAGAGACCGAUGUACGUGGUUGCAUUGAUAGUAUUUACACUCCAAGCAAUGACUGCUUUUAUAUCAUUUGUCCAUUUGGUUAAUUAUUGCCGUGAAGUCGGGAUUUCAGUUCAGAAAGCUUCAAAUCUCUUCAUAGCAAUUGGCGUUUCUUCGAUGAUUGCUGGUAUCAUAGCGGGUAGGGUGAUGGACUACAAAAGAGUCAAUCCCUUCCAUGUUAACCAGGCUGGAGCUCUGAGCAUGGGAAUCGCUACAACUCUACUUCAGCUGUCUUCAAAUUAUAUUUUCUUCAUCUUUUUUUCUAUUUUCCUUGGUUUUGGCACCGGUGUUUUUAGCACCACGAUCGUCGUUCUGCUAUUGCGAACAGUUGAGCCAAGGCUAAGGAUAUACUCGUUUCCUAUUGGUCAGAUGAUAUCAGCCAUUGGUAAUUUUACGGGACCUCCACUCAUUGGUUUUAUCGCCGAUACAGUUGGUUCGUACAAACCGGCCUUUUACACCGCGGGAGCCAUUUUACUGCUAUCAUUCUUCCUUCCCUUUUUACAAUAUUACUUUAAACCAUGGAGGACACUAGAAAUGGAAGAACAGCCAACGCAAAUAGAAACUAAUGAAUCCCCAGACCACAGAGAUAUUCUGGACGACCGUCAAACUGUUGAUGAAGAAGAGAGGGUUGCAGGUUUGGAAAUGAAGGACAAAGGAUAUACUCAAGAUGGCACAAAUAUACCAUCUAAUGUGAAUUUAGCCGUCGAAGAAGAUUGCGUUACUAUACAUGAAAAUAUAUCUGCGACUUCUGAAUAGAAACUACUGAACCUCCAAGAAAUAAAGAUGUACAAGACUUAGAUACUACAAUUAGAAGAACGCCUAUAAAUACAUCGUAAGACCCGAAAAAAUAAGAUGUUCAAGACAAAAAGAUAAAUGCAUUUGGUGGAGAAGCCCCAUAAUGCAAC